AUGUCGAUCGAUGCUGAUGUUUACGGGAGUAGUUCAAAUAGUUAGGUUCAACCCACCCGUCGUCGAUGUUUUGAUUUCUCGGGUAUAAAUACGAGCAGUCUUUGUACAAUUGUGCACUUUUCCGCGUAGUUUGAACAUUUCUAUCUGUUCUCUGUUAAUUUCGUGUUUUAGAGUCAUGUCGCACAACUACGGAAACGCCGGCUACAAUGGUCCGACCAAUGGUCCCUAUGGAAAUGCUGGUUACAACAACCCCAAUCAACAAUAUUCUGGCCCUCAACCGCCGAUCGGGAACGGAGGAUACUCCGGACCUCAAGGACCGUAUGGAAAUGGUGGACAAGGACAGCCAUCUGGACCAUUCGGAGGAGCUGGAUACUCUGGACCAGGUGCUCCAAGCGGUUACGGUAAUGCUGGUAUGCCACCUCCGCCGCAUGGAACUCAAGGAUUCGUGCCGGGAGGAGUUCACGUGGAUGAACAUCAGGAUCAUGGAAAGAAAAAUCACAGCCACCAUCAUCAUCAUCAUCACCACUAAUCAGUUUCUGCUAAAAUAAAACAUAAAUGAUUGUGAUUUAGCCACUUUUUUUUUUACCUCAGCAACUAUUUCUUGCUGCUUCCCUCAUGAUUUCGGAAUCAACAAUUGACAAAUUUCUGUUCAAAGUCUAUCAUUUUUUGUACAUAGUUUGUUACUUCCUCCUCUCCUUAUCCGUGAAAACAUCGGAGAUCCGAGACGCAAUAAAAACAGUUGUGCAGCGCAUUGAGAGGUGGAUCGGAGGAGAAAAUUUGUGAAAAAUGACCCGACAUGUGUCGUGGGCGGGUGGAAAUUUGAUCUUCCUGUUUCAAGUCGAAUGACAAAUCGACAAAAAUAUAAUAAGGCAAAGCUCUUUGACACGUUGUAAUAAUUAUAGUCGACAACAUCCGGGUUGAGAAAAAACUGGAAGGCCUAGGUCAAAAACCUCGUGCCGGGCUGACGGAGUUAUGGCCUCGGUCCGAAAAAGAUAAUGGCAAGUGGACCAGAAGUCCAGAGCCUGCAAAACUUUCGGUCUGCCCACCCCUGACACAAAUAGAACAUCAGCACCAUGCUUCAUCGUUCGAGAAUGAGAUUUUUUAGUAUCUGAUUGAGUCAUGCGAAAAGUUGCUUGUAUUAUACGUGAUAUCAAAAAGGUCUUGGGAAACCGACUCUCUCCACUUCACACAAUCUCUCUCUUUUUCUCCCUCAACCUUUUGAAGUAGUGGUCUUGGUCUUUGCUUCACGUCGUGUGUUAUUAACAAACAGAGUUCCCUUUAAAUAGGCCAGUCUUCUUCACAGUUUCAUAGCAGUUCCUGCUCUUUUUCUCCAAUUCAAAUUUCGUUAUUCUCUUCAACUGCUAAUACACAUCUUUCAGACAUGUCGCAUCAUCCACCUUCUCACGGAAACUACGCUGGAGAAAGCCACGGACAUCAGGAACCCGGACACGGAGGCCAUCCGGCCCAGCACUUUGCGGCUCCGCAUCAAGGUCCGCAGCAUGCCGGAGCACACCAGCCAGCGCACCAUUCUGGACCAACUCCUCCUCACAAUGCGGGACACGCUCAUGAACACGGAGGACAUGCUCAACAACAUGGUCACCAUUGAGACAACUGUUCAUUUUUUCAUAUUUGUGACCGUUUGUACAUAUUUACGUGCAAAUAAUAAAAAAAUGUGAUUGUGUACAGUUUCAUUUGAUCCUAGGAUCAGGGUCAGGGUUUUCGAACACUUUGGACGCCUGGACUUUCCCAGUUUCAAUAUUCAAAUGAGAACGGAAAUUUGCAGAUUUAUCAGGCUUGGAUGAAAGUGUUUUGGUUUCACGCCGAUUGGAUUCUGAGCCAGGCCAAGCCGAAUUCCAACAAGUUUGCUCGAAAUACUUCAAUCCAAGUUUCAGAAGCCUGUACAGUUUGGGCCUUAUCGGGAAAAUGAAACUGGGGCCAAAGUUCAGCCUGUGCCAGUAUCGUCGUGUUCUCAGUGAAGCUCGCAAUUGACUUGUAAGAAAAUAGUCUGAAAAUCUGUAAAACUGUUUCAGUCACAAACGACACAUUUGAGUUGUUAAAUUGAUCAUCCACUUGGCAUUUAGAGAAGUUUUAUCAGUUCAACAGUCCAGCAAUUCGAUUGCGCGUGGCGUUGAACUUUAGUUUUUCCGCAUCACUCAAGCUUAUCACACUGAUACCAAAAACCAAUAUGGAAUGAAUUGGGCUAUACAUACAUGGAAAGGUAUUGGGAACAAAGUAUGAAGUACAGUGUAGUUCUAGCAAAACGUGUCCUAAGUUAUUCAGUUCCAUCGAAACAUCGAGACGAAGAAAACACUUUUUCAAAUAUUCCUAUCCCUGAUCCAACAAAUGAGUCACUGUGUGAUUUCGAUGAUACAGAUGUGUUACGCUUGACAAAUCCAUCCUUUUUCGUAGUGAGUAAUGUCAAUAGAAUCAAGCGCAAUACCAAUAAAAACCCACGCCACUUCCUCCUCCCACUAUUGUCCUUAUCUGUGGAAAUGCCAACUUUGACUUUUAUCUCCUCACAUGAUGUGCUUUUUACUGAUGUGCUUUCUUUUAAAUAGGGCGGGUGGUAUCUCAGUUCCUCACCACUUUUCUUCCUCUUCAAAGCGUCACAGUCCUCGGCUAACUAUUCGUUUUGAUUUUUCAGAAGGAGAAUGUCGCACCAACACCAUGGACCUGGACCGCACGAUGGAUGUGGAGGACAUCACGAUGGACACCACGAGCCACAUGGAGUUCACCACGAGGUGCACCACGCUCCACCACACCAUGAGCCGCAUCAUCCGGGACCGCAUCACGAGCCUCACCACGGAGGACAUCCGGCUCCACCACAUGGUGGACACCACGAGCCCCAUCACGGAGGACACCACGAUUCACACCAAGGAGGACACCACUAAAUCUGAGCCAUGUGGACCUUACCUGAUCGGCUAA
This is a messenger RNA of Caenorhabditis sp. 36 PRJEB53466, 2925 nucleotides long. Lineage: Eukaryota; Metazoa; Nematoda; Chromadorea; Rhabditida; Rhabditidae. The record is from the annotation of a GenBank genome assembly.